Molecule: messenger RNA, 2373 nt
Organism: Colletotrichum godetiae
Lineage: Eukaryota; Fungi; Ascomycota; Sordariomycetes; Glomerellales; Glomerellaceae
Exons: 6
Coding region: 1-2373 (790 amino acids)
Source: RefSeq, a predicted model, not a curated record
AUGGCGUGGGAUGAUCCGCCAAAGUCUUCGAAGCCAUGGCCUCUCCUAGAGGCGGAGGAAAUGGGAGACCUAGGACAUGUGACUCCAGGAAAGGAAGAGAAUCGGCAACAGGUCAGGCCGCUUCAAACGACGUCUGGUCAAAGUUCAACAAAACGUGAUGAGAAUUCUCUUGAAGAGCCUGAUCCAAUGGACGACGAGGAAGCAUUUUAUAAGAGAUUCGGCCGUCCGCCGACCUAUUGUGACUCACGGAAUGAUGUUCACAGGAAGAAGCAUAACUGGCUUUCAAUAUCCAUCUUGAUUCUUUCAUUCUACUCCACAGGACUGAGCUGCCUCUGGCUCGUCGUGGCUAUUGUGCAGCCGCGUUGGGGCCCCCAAAUCUCAUCAAGCGGUGGCAUCCUACCAGCAACAGCAUCUUUGGUAUGCGCAAUGUUCGCCAAGACGAUUGAAAUAUCUUUCGUGACCGUGUUUGUUACCUUUAUCGGUCAGGUAUUAACACGCCGCGCAUUCGUGAGAAGGUCAGAGGGCAUGACCUUGGCUGAGAUGACAAUGAGGAACUGGGUUAUUCAACCUGGAUUUCUGAUCACACAUUGGGAGACUUUGCCGUACGCCGGUAUGACCCUUCUCGGAGUAGUGUCUCUCGUUGCAACCAUUGCUUCAACGUUUUACACAACUGCGUCAGACGCCAUGAUCACGCCCAAACUCAAAUUCGGCGAGUGGGAGACCAAGACAUUGAGCGGCUAUGUCCUGGCGUCCUACAUGAACCCCCCUUAUGCGCGUGAAACCUGCCCGACACCGUUGCGAGAUAGUGACCCAUUGGGUGUUGAUAUCGCAGGAAACGCUUGCCUUGAAGUGCAAUAUGCUGGUCAAUCAUACCGCAACUUGGUCUCGUUUCUAGGUGACUGGGAAGCCAUCAAUCGCAACGGCACAAGCGCUGCUGUUGACGUUCAAGAUCGUCCAGUUGGAACGGCGUUGCUGUACGACAACACAACUCUCACUUCGACUUGGAUUGAGACGACCAAUAGUAACACGACUGAGCAACACGAGCGGUUCGGCAGGAUAAUUAACAAUGUGACACUCGCAAUGCCUCACCCGAGUGUCUAUGAUGCAGCAACGAAUCCCGUCAACAAGAUUCUUCAGCCGAAUGACUUAUCAGGCGUUGGCGAGUACGGCAUCAGAGCGAGCGUGGUCUCGCCGGCACUGAAUGUCAUGUGUGUCAACAUGUCUCCCGAGGAAUUGGAGCCACUGAUUUAUACAGCGUGGCCCGUUGCCGAGUUUUACUACGACCACACGACAGUUCCAGGUCAGAAAACCGGUCCAUCGGACUGGGAGAGAUAUGUUCCCAGCCCUUCGGAAACUGAGUGGCUGAAUCGAACGUCGGUGGAUGAAAUCUUUCGCUGGGGCGAGGACUAUGGGCGACGGCCGCCGGUGUUCCCGCUUUACCCUGAGGACUACAACAUGAUAACCAACACAUCGGUAGUGGGCGACGCUAUCUACUUACUCACAAAGUCAGCUUCCAUCACGGAUUAUACUCUUUGCGAGAUGAGAUCCUGGGUGUCACCUAACUGCUCAACUCAUUUCAACAUCUCGGGCACAGCUGGAGCACACAUGCAAGCGCACUGCGAUGACCCCGACGAUACGGACAGCUACACCAACGUCCACACCGAAGUCACGGAAUCUACCCCCGUGACGGACUGGAGGAACAUUGCGGAUCAAUGGCGCCUGUCAAUGGACAUCAACGGCGGAGCCCAAAACAACAACGCCUCCAACGCCCGCAUCCUCACCCAACUCGUCCUCCAAGAGCCGCAGCUCAACCCCCUCCUCCCGUCGAUAGCCGAAGCCCUCGCCGUCUACGCCUCAUCAACACUUAUCAUCGGCGGUCUCAACACCCCCUUCGAACACUACUGGCGCCACGAAAAGACGCAGCUCGGCGCGCCGGGUAGCCUAGACCCCUUCAACGCCUCGAUCCGCACACAGGAAUACACCUCGGGUCACAGCGCUGAGUGGCAAAAGUGCUUCUACCUCGUCCUCGCCCUCGUUUUUGUGAUCAACAUCAUCUGCCUCGCCUACCUCCUCUCCCGCUCCGGCCUGGUGACGGACUUUACAGAGCCGCAGAACCUGUUUGCGCUGGCCGUCAACUCGCCGCCGAGCGAGCAGCUCAAGGGCAGCUGCGGCGGCGGGCCGGUCAAGAGGGAUCUGGUUGUGCCGUGGCGCGUUGCGUACACGAGCGGUGCAAAUCACUACUUUUUCGAAGAGGCGAACGAUAGGCCGUGGCGCGGCAAGUAUUCCAAGCAGGACUUGUCUGCUGAUACGGGGUACCAUGGACAAGAGCGGAGUAGUUAUAAGCGGCUGAGCACGAGGAAUACAUGGUUAUGA